Molecule: messenger RNA, 1161 nt
Organism: Fusarium venenatum
Lineage: Eukaryota; Fungi; Ascomycota; Sordariomycetes; Hypocreales; Nectriaceae
Product: Alpha/Beta hydrolase protein
Molecular function (GO): lipase activity
Source: RefSeq, a predicted model, not a curated record
AUGACUUUUAUCAACUCAACCAAAUUAUGCUUCGAUUACAUCUAUGCGGCUCUAAUCACGCCAUGGCUACUCUCACACUUCCUUCUUGAUAUCACCCUCUGCCUCAUCCCAUAUCUUCGACCCUCACAAAAAUGGACCCUCAACCAAGCCGUCCGCGUCCGUCUUAUCCGUCUCGUACUUCUCUACUGGUCACUCACCAAGUACGGGGACCGAUUGAGACUUGAUCCCAAAAGCGAGAAGAAUCGGUUCGAAGUAGUCUCUCCACGAUCGCCCAAGCUCUACAGAGGAAUUCUUUCGGAUUAUGUUGUACGACCUGCGCAGUUGGGAAUGACCUGGACACCAGCACGACCUCCACCUGCGGGACUGGUCAACUCCAAUAUGGUCGUCGCAUUGCACUUCCACGGUGGAGGCUACGUUAUCGGGAAUGGUCGUGACGAAGAUACUGGAUUCCUGGCGAAAACUCUUGUGAGAUAUAUGGGCUGUUCUCAUGUUUGUACACCACAAUACCGCCUCUCGAGUAGCAACAACGGACAGUUUCCAGCCCCUCUUCAGGAUGCCCUCACGGCUUAUCUUGAUCUGAUCAAGAGCAAAGGCAUUCCUGCCAGUCAAAUCAUUCUCUCAGGCGAUUCGGCUGGGGCCAACCUGGCACUGGCAUUGGUACGAUACAUUCACGAACACGGACAAGUUGACGACAUCCCACUCCCCAAAGCGAUGGCUCUUUGGUCACCUUGGGUAGACGUCGCAGCUGCUUUGGAACAGGACGUCAAGCAGUCACCCAACUACAAAACCGACUAUCUGAACAUGUACUUUGCGCGCUGGGGUGCAGCUACCGUCUCCGGCUAUGGAGCAACGGACCCCGCAGGACCAUACCUUUCACCACUACGCAACCCAUUCAGCCUCGAAGAAUCACUUCCGGUAUACGUCAACGCAGGAGGAGGCGAAGUCCUAUGUGCUGAUAUCAAGAACUUCUGCCAACGCUUUGAGAAGCAUGGUUGGAACAUCCACUUGGACGUGUCUGAAGGGUGUCCUCAUGACAUCCUGCUACUGGGAGACAUGAUGGGAUUCGGUGCCGAGGCUAAGAAGGCAGUUGAGAAUGCUAGAAGAUUCUUGAAUGUGAGUGCGGGGUUGAAGCUGCAGAGCUUCGCACCGAGGGAGCUCUGA